This is a messenger RNA of Dromiciops gliroides (monito del monte), 2224 nucleotides long. RefSeq names its product NDRG family member 2 (gene NDRG2). The coding region runs from base 212 to 1321 and encodes 369 amino acids. The transcript is spliced from 17 exons. The record is from RefSeq and is a predicted model, not a curated record. Gene Ontology annotation, biological process: signal transduction. Lineage: Eukaryota; Metazoa; Chordata; Mammalia; Microbiotheria; Microbiotheriidae. Gene Ontology annotation, cellular component: cytoplasm.
UCUCCGUUCUUUCACCCCCCCUCCUACCCCCUGCUCUAUUUAUAGCGGCUCUCAGCGCUCCCCGCCCCCCCGGGCUUGUUUUCCAACUACUCGCUCGGGAGCAGAGUAGGCAACCGCGGGACACCGAGAACUGUGAGACCCCUGGACUGAGAAGAGUGAGAACCGGUCACCCUUAACCCCACUGCAUCCAGCCAAUAAGAAUCCAGCCACCAUGGCGGAGUUACAGGAGGUGCACAUUACUGAGGAAAAGCCGCUGUUACCAGGACAGACUCCUGAAACUAAUAAGGAGGCUGAGUUAGCUGCCCGAAUUCUCUUGGACCAAGGACAGACUCAUUCUGUGGAGACCCCUUAUGGCUCCGUCACUUUCACUGUCUAUGGCACCCCCAAACCCAAGCGUCCAGCGAUCCUCACCUACCACGAUGUAGGACUCAAUUAUAAUACUUGCUUCAAGCCCCUGUUUGAUUUCGGAGACAUGCAGGAAAUUAUCAAGAACUUUGUUCGGGUUCAUGUGGAAGCCCCUGGCAUGGAAGAGGGAGCACCUGUGUUUCCUUUGGGGUACCAGUAUCCAUCUUUGGACCAGCUUGCAGAAAUGAUCCCUAUUAUCUUGCAAUACUUAAACUUCUCUACCAUAAUUGGAGUUGGAGUUGGAGCUGGAGCCUAUAUCCUGUCUCGAUUUGCUCUUACAAACCCAGACCUAGUAGAAGGCCUUGUUCUCAUCAACAUCGAUUGCAAUGCUAAGGGAUGGAUGGACUGGGCUGCCCACAAGCUGACUGGCCUCACCUCCUCUAUCCCUGAGAUGAUCCUUGAGCACCUCUUCAGUCAGGAAGAAUUGUCUGGUCACUCAGAGCUGGUGCACCGGUAUCGAGAUAUCAUUAUGCAUGCUCCCAACAUAGAUAACGUUGAGCUCUUCUGGAACAGCUACAACAACCGCCGAGACCUGCACUUUGAACGUAGGGGUGAUGCAACCCUCAAGUGCCCUGUGAUGCUUGUGGUGGGAGACCAGGCACCCUAUGAAGAUGCUGUGGUGGAAUGUAACUCGAAGCUGGACCCAACCAAGACCUCUUUCCUCAAGAUGGCAGAUUCUGGAGGUCAGCCCCAGCUGACCCAGCCAGGCAAGCUGACCGAAGCCUUCAAGUAUUUCGUUCAAGGCAUGGGCUACAUGGCAUCUUCCUGUAUGACCCGUUUAUCCCGAUCCCGAACUGCUUCCCUGACCAGUAGAGCUUCGAUUGAUAGCGGCCGUUCUCGAACCGUCUCUCAGAGCAGCGAGUCUGGGACUGUUCCUUCAGGGUCUCCAGGACAUACUAUGGAAGUCUCUAGUUGAGCAUCCCUCCCUCCCCUUUUGAAGAACCUGGCCCUCACCUCCCCCCAGUGCCCCAGCUCUAACCCAGGGGGGUAUAUAAGGGUGAUUGGCCAGAGAGAGAGAGAGAGAGAGAGAGAGAGAGAGAGAGAUGGGACAGAAUCUGCAGGGAGAUGACUUUGACCUUUUGAUUUCUACCCUAACCUUGACCUCUAACUUGUGCCCCCCCCCCUUCACCGCCCCCCCCCAACCCUGGGAGAGAGAUCCUAAUGUCUCUUAGGGACCCAGACCCGUGACUUUUCAUUCCUGGAUUGUCUCCUUAUUUUGGAGGAAGACUUGGAGGGGACACGCUAUUCCUUGAUCCAGGAACCUUCAGAUAAGGGAAGAGGGGUUGCUACAUCCCAGCUCAGAUUCUUUUUUUCUAUCCCAAGAUGCACUAUAAUAAGGGCAUCUGGGGGACCCACUGGGGAUGGAGUUGCUAAUGCUGAUUCUGAUUAAUCCUUACUCCCCUAAUGGGGAUGGGUGUGUGAGUGACAGUAUGAGUGUUUAGAAAGUUUAUUGGGUAUUCUGGGUCAGUCUAGGCCCUAUGAUUGUAAUGGAGAUGUCCAGAGGAUAGAAAAGAAAUAGAAGUGUGGGAGGUGGUGAGUGUGAGUGAAUGUGUAGGCUGGACCCGGGAGCAGGAGUAGGAAGGGAGUGGGAGCCGGGCUGCUUGGCUGCACUAACUCUAUAGUUGUCAAUUUUUAUGGAGUGAGGUGGGGGGCCAGAUCAUGGUUUGCUGCUUGAGAUUUGGCAUGAGAGGUGGGCAGGAUUGCCCAGGGAGCAGGGUAAGUGUCUUGGGGCCUCUGACCACAUUAUAGUAGAGGGGAAGUUACCCCCUUGUCCCCCACAACUCCCCUUAUAACAAUAAAUUGUGUAGACAAGACUGAG